Messenger RNA from Saimiri boliviensis boliviensis (Bolivian squirrel monkey), 1568 nucleotides. The record is from RefSeq and is a predicted model, not a curated record. NCBI's taxonomy places the organism in Eukaryota, Metazoa, Chordata, Mammalia, Primates, Cebidae.
CUCCGCCUCCCUCCCCGGCCGCACUGCCCCCGCGGCUGCCCCGUGCCGCGUUUCCUGUUGAAGAUGGCGUCCCCCGCGGCAGCGCGGGCCGGGAAGCUUCUGCGAGUCCUAGCGCUGCGGUCCCGCUUCCUGGCGGCCGCGUCCCAGGCAGUUCAGUUAACUUCCAGAAGAUGGCUGAACCUGCAGGAAUACCAGAGCAAGAAACUGAUGUCUGACAAUGGAGUGAGAGUUCAAAGAUUCUUUGUGGCAGACACUGCGAAUGAAGCUCUCGAGGCUGCUAAGAGACUAAAUGCAAAAGAAAUUGUUUUAAAAGCCCAGAUCUUAGCUGGAGGAAGAGGAAAAGGUGUCUUCAAUAGUGGUUUGAAAGGAGGUGUUCAUUUAACUAAAGACCCUAAUGUUGUGGGACAGCUGGCUAAACAGAUGAUUGGGUACAAUCUAGCGACCAAACAAACUCCAAAAGAAGGUGUGAAAGUUAACAAGGUGAUGGUUGCUGAAGCCUUGGACAUUUCCAGAGAAACCUACCUGGCAAUUCUGAUGGACCGGUCCUGCAAUGGCCCAGUGUUGGUGGGCAGCCCACAGGGGGGCGUCGACAUUGAAGAGGUGGCUGCUUCAAAUCCAGAGCUCAUUUUUAAGGAGCAAAUUGAUAUUUUUGAAGGAAUAAAGGACAGCCAAGCUCAGCGGAUGGCAGAAAAUCUAGGCUUUGUUGGGCCUUUGAAAAGCCAGGCUGCAGAUCAAAUUACGAAGCUAUAUAAUCUCUUCCUGAAAGUUGAUGCUACUCAGGUGGAAGUGAAUCCCUUUGGUGAAACUCCAGAAGGACAAGUUGUCUCUUUUGAUGCCAAGAUAAACUUUGAUGACAACGCAGAAUUCCGACAAAAAGACAUAUUUGCUAUGGACGACAAAUCAGAGAAUGAACCCAUUGAAAACGAAGCUGCCAAAUAUGAUCUAAAAUACAUAGGACUAGAUGGGAACAUUGCCUGCUUUGUGAAUGGUGCUGGGCUCGCCAUGGCUACUUGUGAUAUCAUUUUCCUUAAUGGUGGGAAGCCAGCCAACUUCUUGGAUCUUGGAGGUGGUGUAAAGGAAGCUCAAGUAUAUCAAGCAUUCAAAUUGCUCACAGCUGAUCCUAAGCAGCAAAAUUGGAAAGCAAGAAAUACUUGGGCAUCAGAAUACAGGAACACAGAAGCAUGUCCUUGAAGCUUGGAAAUAGGACCAACAUGGAGCUGGAACUCUUGACUAAUCUUGGGAGUCUCUGAUUAUAGAGAGACUGCCAGAGGGAGUGGAAAGAAUAUGGACUUUGCAGUAAGACUGACUUAGUUCAAAUCUUGCCUCCAUUGCUUACUGCUAUGUGACGUUGAACACAUUAUUUAAGCUCACUGAGUUAGUUUGUUCACCAGGGAAAGUUGUAAUACGUAAUUUCUAGCACCUAGGAAAAUUAACACUCAAUAAAUCUUAAUCCUCCAUACAAUUUUGCUUAUUCUAGCAAGGAAUAAAUUAUAGAAUAUAAGUAAAGUAAAGAAUUUAGGAAGAAGAGAAUAAAGUAAGGAAAGAUUAGAGUCUAAUUAGACCUAUUU